CCAUUCAACGUAGGCUUGCUUCACCUUCCAUUGACUAAUUAAGCGACUGCCUGCUUCUUCAAAUCUUUUUUCCUUUUUUUGGUUAUUUCGUGCCCUUUUUAAUUCCAAAGCCUUCAAUGGAAUGGACUUUGGGUUAUUUUCUUCUGCUAUUGUAUUUAUUAUUUGGCCCUUUAAGUGGGUUAUCGUUUUCGUCAAGAAUUAAUAUUCUUCUUCUCCUUCCAUAUGAUUUGACCAUUUCUUCCUCUCAUCCGAUCCUCCGUCAUGGGAAUUUGCUGGCCUAAACCUGCAAAGUGCGCUCAUGCUUCUUCCACUAACUUUUCAGGUAGUGCAAAGACUCAUAGUAAGACAAAGCAGGAAUCAACUUCUGCCACUGCUAAAUCACCUCCAGAAGGCUCGAACAAAGCAUUCAUAGUAUCAAAACCUCAUAAACCUGUUUCAGGCAAUCUCAAAGCUGAUACAUCUGUUUCUAACAAUCUCAAGUCUUUUAGCUUUAGUGAUCUUAAAAAUGCCACCAAGAACUUCCGGCAAGACACUCUUCUUGGAGAGGGAGGUUUUGGAUGUGUCUUUAAAGGUUGGAUUGAUGAGAACACUUUUGCUCCUACCAAGCCAGGAACUGGAAUUGUUGUAGCUAUCAAAAGACUCAAGGCAGAAAGCUUUCAAGGCCACAAGGAAUGGCUUGCGGAAGUUAACUAUUUGGGUCAGCUUCACCAUGAAAAUCUUGUGAAACUUAUUGGUUAUUGUGUAGAGUCUGAGAAUAGACUUUUGGUCUAUGAGUUUAUGCCAAAGGGAAGUUUGGAGAAUCAUUUAUUUAAGAAAGGUGUUCAACCAAUUUCCUGGGCUACACGGAUGCAUAUUGCAAUGGGUGUUGCACGGGGAUUGUCCUUUUUACAUUGUUUAAAUGCUAACGUAAUCUACCGUGAUUUGAAGGCUUCCAACAUUCUUCUUGAUUCGGAUUACAAUGCAAAGCUUUCAGAUUUUGGCUUGGCAAGAGAUGGUCCAACUGGUGAUAACACCCAUGUUUCAACCAGAGUUGUAGGAACUCGAGGUUAUGCAGCCCCUGAAUAUGUAGCAACAGGUCAUUUGACCCCUAAGAGCGACGUGUACAGCUUUGGUGUUGUACUAUUAGAGUUACUCUCGGGAAAGCGGGCAAUGGAUGAUGAGAGAGCUGGGUUUUCGGAAGAAACACUCGUGGACUGGGCAAAACCAUUCCUAAGUGACAACAGAAAAGUACUAAGGAUAAUGGACACAAGGUUGGGGGGGCAGUACUCUAAGAAAGGAGCACAAGCUGCCGCUGCUCUUGCAUUGCAAUGCCUACAUACGGAUCCCAAGAACAGGCCAUGCAUGGUUGAUGUUCUAGCCUCGAUAGAACGUCUCCAUGCAACAAGGGAUACACCAAGGACACCCCAACAGUCACAAGCGAAGCUGGAUCAUCAUGGGAUCAAGCAUGUGAAUAGCCCUCACAAGGCAAGAGCUCCAACUACAAAUUCAUAUUGAAGCGAGGCAAAUUCACUAAUGGUGAGCAGGAAUUCUCGAACUAUCACUCGGGGCUUGUACACAAGAUGGAAAGAGUGGAAGAGAUAUGUUAUACUUGAGUUUGUUAGAGUGUUCAUGAACAUGUGAAAAAUUAUUGCAACAACAAAGUCUUUAAUCCCAAUGUACAUUAACCAUCAGUUUUCUUCUAUCAAUCUUGAGAAAAAGUUUUGGUCACUAUGAAUGCUUGCCCCGAAGUAUCGUUUUACAGCUUGUGCUAUGUUAAGCCGCUGCACGUUCAAGUAUUUUUAUUAUUUAGCCAUUAAAAUUUUGAAUAAAAUCGUAUAAUUUUCUGGAGAAAACUUUGACUAAGUAACUUGCUAACAUGUUUACAAAGAACCAAAACCGGAGCCUCGUCCCUGCAAAUUUCCAUUCAGUCCAGGCCGCUUCAAGACGUUACCGGCUGAUUGUUUACGAUGCGUACGAAUAUUUUUUCUAUUUGUCGUUUUUCCAAGCCCCCUGCGUCGUUUUAAAUGGUGGUGGUAUUACCGCAAGCGAGUGCAGCUUGGGACAGAAAGCGUCACCUCAUGCAUCCGGGCCUGGAAUAAUCCAAAAGGCAGAAACCCAAAAAAGGUCAAAGGACAAAACACGAGGAAAAAGGUAACAAAUCGCCAAUUAUUUUACGUAUCUUUAAACGGACGGCCAUGAUGGAUGAACAUAUCAUAUCAGUGAUGGAAACUAAUGAAGUGGAGCCAACAAGUAGACAAGUCCUAUCGUAUUCUAGAAAGUAAUAUAGUAUUCUAGAAAUUAGAAAGUAAUAAAAAAUUAAAAUUUAUUAAGUAAAUAAUUAA
This is a messenger RNA of Theobroma umbraticum, 2321 nucleotides long. Its product is annotated as putative serine/threonine-protein kinase PBL18. Lineage: Eukaryota; Viridiplantae; Streptophyta; Magnoliopsida; Malvales; Malvaceae. The record is from RefSeq and is a predicted model, not a curated record. Gene Ontology annotation, biological process: protein phosphorylation. Gene Ontology annotation, molecular function: protein kinase activity; ATP binding.